Westerdykella ornata is the source of this 900-nucleotide messenger RNA. RefSeq names its product chromatin associated protein KTI12. The record is from RefSeq and is a predicted model, not a curated record. The coding region runs from base 1 to 900 and encodes 299 amino acids. NCBI's taxonomy places the organism in Eukaryota, Fungi, Ascomycota, Dothideomycetes, Pleosporales, Sporormiaceae. The transcript has 4 exons.
AUGCCUCUCAUCAUCGUCUCAGGCUACCCCUCCGCGGGGAAGACAACGCGCUCGCUCCAGCUCAAGGAAGCCCUAGAGGCCCGGAUCGCGAGGGAGGGCGCUGCCGAUAGUCGAAUCAGCCGGCUGAAGGUUCACCUUAUCAAUGACCAGACCCUGGGACUGUCGCGGAACGUCUAUCAUACAGCCAGGGCCGAGAAGGAUGCCCGGGCCGAGGAGUAUUCCGCUGUGAAGAGGGUCCUCUCCCGCGACGACAUUGUCAUUGCCGAUGGCCUCAACUACAUCAAGGGCUUCCGCUACCAGCUGUAUUGCGAGGCCAAGGCUGUCCAGACGCCGAGCUGCGUGGUGAAGGUACACGUAGGGACGCCCGCCGACAAGUGCCGUCAGAUAAACAAACAGCUGCUUGAGGACAAGGAUAAGGAUGGAGGUUAUGACGAGGAGGAUUUCGAGAACCUGAUCUUCAGGUACGAGGAACCGAAUGGCAUGACACGAUGGGACAGCCCCCUUUUCACUGUCCUCGACGAAGACAAGACACCACCGAUAGACCAGAUAUGGGAUGCCAUGAUUGGCAGCGACGGGAAGGCAAAAGUUGUGCGCCCAAACCAGGCGACGGUGUUGAAACCCGCCACAGAGCAAAACUACCUCUAUGAGCUCGACAAGACAACCUCCGACAUCCUCGCACAGAUAAUGACAUACCAGAAGGACCACCCUGGCGAAGGCGGCGGCGAAAUCACCGUGUCCGGCGUCGACAAGCCCAUUGAGCUCCCCGCAACACCAAUGACACUGCCUCAACUCCAGCGCAUCCGCCGCCAAUUCAUCACGCUGAACCGACAGCACAACUUCUCCAAGGCCCGCCUCAAGGAGAUCUUCGUCGACUACCUGAACGACCAGUUUCUGCGAUAG